CCCGCGGUCUCGGGCCCCCGCCCGCCCGAGGGGUCGCGAUGGCGCAGCCGGGGGGCGCCGGGCCGCCGGAGCAGGGCUGCCCCGUCCGCGUGGAGCACGACCGGCGGCGCCGCCAGUUCUCCGUCCGCCUCAACGGAUGUCAUGACCGGGCCGUCCUGCUCUAUGAGUACGUGGGCAAGCGGAUCGUGGACCUGCAGCACACCGAGGUCCCCGACGCCUACCGCGGGCGCGGCAUCGCCAAGCACCUGGCCAAGGCUGCCCUGGACUUCGUGGUGGAGGAGGACCUGAAGGCCCAUCUCACGUGCUGGUACGUCCAGAAGUACGUCAAGGAGAACCCCCUCCCGCAGUACCUGGAGCGCCUGCAGCCCUAGCCCUCUCACGCCUCCCCCGGCCCCUGCGUGCUCUCAGGAAACCUGGUCCCCACGGGACGGACUCAGAGUUAUUUUUGUAAGGACUUGUUUCUGUGGCCCCGGGAGGCGGCUGGCCAAGGAUGGGCAGCGGUCCAGCCACUGUGGUGAAGGCACGGCCCGGCCGCCGCAGCCCCAGCAGCUCCUGCUCUGCAGACACCGGCUGUGUCCCGGGGCCGUCCUGGCCUCUUGUGGGCAGGCCUGGGAGGGCCCGAGGCCAGGACUGGUACAUGGACGGGGGCAUCCCUGUCCUGGGUCCCACCUGCUAUCCCCUGCUCUGUGACUGGCAGGGGGGCUGAUCUGGGCCCCCUGCCGCCACUGCCUCGGUCUGGGACCUUUCUGCAGGUGAGGAGGGUGCUCCCUGAGCCAAGAGAAGCAAUAACAAGCCUCGUGUGCCGCCUUCCGAGGGCAUGGCACCGCGCUGUGGCUGCCCCUCGCUGCCCCUUCUCUUCCUCCGACUCGUGUGCCCUGGGGUGGCCAUGGCGGGGCAGCCCUGCCCGGCAUGGGAGGCCAGGAACGGGCACAGGCUGGCUCGACUGCACACGCACACACGUGCACGCACACGCACACACUGGACACUAAGCACUCGGCAAGGAGCUGUGCAUCGGUGGGGAGGUGGGCGGGGGAGCGCUGGGUGUUUUCCCCUUGGCACCCGUUCCCCUGAGUCCUUGCCCCUCGUCCGUCAGCUCUGCGGGAAACCGAGGUCCCCAUCCCCCACGUUUGCCCGUCUGCCAGGAGCUGCUCGGGGACCCCGCCCCCGCUGCUUCUUGACCACCCUGGGGGGGGGGCUUUCUCGGAGAGGACCCUUGGGAGCUGGGCUGGGAGGGAGGCAAAUUGUCCUCAAAAACCAUCCUCACCACCUAAGAGGAAAAAGCGUUUCUGUGGAGGGGUUUCCUCUGCGGCCGGCAGACAGCAGAGCGUCUUUCCUUUCAUGGCGAGCUAGUGGCUGGGCACGUUCUGUGGCCUGUCUGGGGGUCCCAGGGCCCCUCCCAGACCAGCCUUCCUGGUAAUAGCCUUUGUUCUGUGGGGCCAGCCUUUCUGAGGGCCCUGUGGGCUUCCUUUUGGGGGCUGGUGAGGGCUCAGGGUCCUGAUCUCCUGUGCUCUGCUCCCCACAAGGGUCAGAUCCGUGCCUGCUCCUCUGUGGGCUGAACGGGAACCCAGGAGUCAGGGUCCCUCUGGGGUGGAGGCGUCAGUUACCAGUGAAUCCCUGGCUCCGGGAGGGGUGGGUGCCGGGGCUCGUCUGCCACGACGAUCCCUCUCGUGCCUGACUGGCUGCACAGGUGAGGGCCCCUGGCUGCCUCGCCUCUCACCUCUGCUCCCAGGCUCGGCACAGAGCCGCCGGUCACCACCGCUGCGGCGGCUCGGGCCCCUGCAGCCCAGACGUUUGUGCACAGACGCCUGAUCACCCGGUGGCAGGAACAUCUCAGUGUAUCUGCACGUGCACGGAAGCCUGGCAGCCCACCACCGGGGUCCCUGAGCCCCAGAGUCACCGUCCUUAGCAUCCCCCACCCCCUCCCACGUGCCAGCCCCCAGCCCCACUCUGGCUCCAGGAAUUCCUGAGAGGACCAUGGGCACCCCCUCCCCUUCUCACUGGGCUCCCAGCUCUCUUCGCAGAGGACCGUUGUGUGGAGCCAGGGAAGCUGCUGGGCCUUGCCUGGGCUGGGAGUCGUAGGCCAGGAGGAAGUCACUGGGAGGAGCUGGGUUCAGCUGCUGAGUCCCCUGCAAGGCUGGAGGUGUCCUGUUCCCCCCACACUGUAGGAAAAGAGUGGGUUGUAGGCCUGAGAGAGGACGGAAAGGCCAGCUUAGGGUCUGGGCCUUUUCCCUUCCUCCCUAGGACCCCCUCCCCAUCCACAUGUCCCUCCCCAAGGUCAAGCACAGACUUGUCAUGAAAACUUCCCCCAGUGGCUCAGCAAGCUGGUGCUGCAGCCUCUGCAGCCUCUGGGGCAAGACGGCCGGUUCCAGGAGGGGCGACCCACGAGGGUGCCCUGCAGCCGUGGCAGGGGACCCCAAGGGAGCCCGGGGCAAGCAGGCUGUUGAGGAGCAGAGGGCCAGGUGGCACCAGGAGGGUCCUGUCCCCGUCCCUACUGUGUCUCAGCCUGAACCCCUGCUCUAACAGCAGGUGACUCUCCAGCACACACAGAACACUUAGUACUUGAACCAGGAGGCGCAUGGGGUCUUCGGGGGCCCUGUGGCACUGGGCCCAGGAACAGCUUGUCCCCAAUUCCUGCAGGUGCCACCUGGGCCUCCUUGCCUCGGGCUGCCUUAAAGUGCCACUGCCCCUGCUCCUAAGGGGCCGGCUGUGGUGGCCACCUGGCCCGUGGGCUCCAGCAGCAGCAAUAAACUAGACUCCCAGGCUGCGGCCCUGGGUCGGCUGCAGACGCUGCCGUGGAGCCCCACCCCUUUCGCAGCUGGCCUGCCCCUUGGUGCUACCCUGUCUGUCUGGCGUCCCAGCGUCACCCCCACCUGUCCCCGGGGUGCUCCGGGAGCCCUUGCUCAGGAGGCAGGGCACAUGGGGCAGUUCGUGCCACCAGUGGGGGCAGGGGGACACUUGGGGGGCCACCUGGCCCCGUCCCAGCAGGUCGCCCCAAAGGCCCCACACUCUCCUGCCACGUCUCGCUUUGUGGGUUUCUCUUUCUCGCCCCAUCAAAUGGGUGGUCACUCAUGUGCCUUUCCUACUCAGGACUUGUUCCAGGUGGUCCUGGCCGAGGCUGGUCUUCAGACCUCCCUUUGUUAUUUUUCAAACUCCUGAACGGACUGCAUGACAUACAUUUCAAUAAAAGGUGUGGCCUCGUG
Diceros bicornis minor is the source of this 3200-nucleotide messenger RNA. RefSeq names its product N-acetyltransferase domain containing 1 (gene NATD1). The coding region runs from base 39 to 371 and encodes 110 amino acids. The transcript has 3 exons. NCBI's taxonomy places the organism in Eukaryota, Metazoa, Chordata, Mammalia, Perissodactyla, Rhinocerotidae. The record is from RefSeq and is a predicted model, not a curated record.